Messenger RNA from Babjeviella inositovora NRRL Y-12698, 1131 nucleotides. RefSeq names its product type 2C protein phosphatase (gene PTC7). The transcript has 2 exons. Bases 1 to 1131 code for a protein of 376 amino acids. The record is from RefSeq and is a predicted model, not a curated record. NCBI's taxonomy places the organism in Eukaryota, Fungi, Ascomycota, Pichiomycetes, Serinales.
AUGCUCUCUCGAAGAAUCAAAUACCUCCUCAUCCUCAUCCUCAUCAUGCUUGUUGCUUCGUCCAUCCGCAAGAACGCCAUCGGAAGAUCGCUCAACUUCACCAGAUCCUCCAAGACGUUGCUAAGUCUGAAGCUCCUCGCGUACCAGCCGACCCAGAAUUAUGCUAUACUGCGCCUAAAUACCGCUAAGCGGUACUUCUCGUCUAGCGCCAAUCCUGCUGAGUCCGGUUCCUUGGUCCAGUACAAAGUCUCGGUUGCAUUCCAGCCAAAGGACCGCGAGAACCUUGAGAACAAGUUUGUCAAGUCUAAGAAGCAGAAGUACGCGGAAGCACACAAGCUCUACCAAGGCGAGGAGGAGGGUCUUUCAGAGACCGGUGAAGACAACUACUUUGUGUCGAUCAAGGAUGACUCGCACCUUGCAAUGGGUGUGGCGGACGGGGUUGGCGGUUGGAGCGAGUUGGGGUUCGACUCCUCCGCCAUUUCACGCGAGUUGUGCCAGGCAAUGUCGCGGUUGUACGCAGGCAACCAGAUGUUGACCCCAAAGCAGUUGUUGAGCUUGGCGUACCAGGAGAUCCAGCAGUCCAGCAAGGUCGAAAUCGGCGGCACAACCGCUUGUUUGGGCACUGUGAAUCCAGAGGGGUUGUUGAAGGUUGCCAACUUGGGCGACUCGUGGUGCGGUGUGUUCCGAAACUACAAAUGCAUCGAGCAGACCGAAUUUCAGACCCAUGGCUUUAACACGCCGUUCCAGUUGGCCAAGAUUCCGGAUGAGUUCUUGAAGAAGGCCCAGAGACAGGGCAAAAAGUAUAUCAUGGACACCCCUAAGUCAGCAGACGAGUACGAGUUCCAGUUACAGAGCGGUGACUUUGUCAUGUUUGCUACCGAUGGUGUCACCGACAACAUUGACGUCUCCGACAUGGAAAUCUUCUUGAAGGACCAUGCGGAGAAGUUACUGCACAAGAACGAGCAGGAGAUGCACCAGGUCACGUCAAAGUUUGUCACCGAGGUGGUAAAGUUGAGCAAAGAUGUGAACUACCCAAGCGUAUUUGCACAGGAGUUAUCCCGGUUAUCCGGCCAGAAGUACUUGGGGGGCAAGGAAGAUGACAUCACCGUUCUUCUUGUUAAGGUCCAGUAG